Messenger RNA from Punica granatum (pomegranate), 2662 nucleotides. Lineage: Eukaryota; Viridiplantae; Streptophyta; Magnoliopsida; Myrtales; Lythraceae. The record is from RefSeq and is a predicted model, not a curated record.
AAGCUGGGAAACCCAGGAAACGAAAAUUAGAGAGAGAGAGAGAGAGAGAGAAGAGGACGGGAAGCUUCGUUGGGGCUCUUCAAUGGAGGUCGGAGCUAGCGACAGCAGCAAACCGAGAUGUUGAACUUGUCCAUCUUCGCUCCUUCGUCACCUGCUUUCGCUAUCAACUCUUCUCCACUGGGACGGCCGCGGGACGGUUGCUCAGCUCACUGGACUCUCCUGCCUCACCUUCUCCCUCCAUCUGAAUCGCGACCCUCAAAUCCAUUGCUGUGAGAAUACGAUGCCUUCCACCUGCAGUAUCAGAGCUCUGUGGAUCCUCAACAACCAAGACGCCGUCGUUUUCUCCAGGCGGUUUCCGGUAGUAGAGAAACGAUGGCGGGCAGCUUGCAGGAACAAUGAUGGUCCGGGCACUGUUAAGUAUGCAGCUUCACCCAAUUUUCCUUCUGAUUUGGAGUUAUCUGCUGCCUUUGUGGAGAGAAAAAGCAGGGAAGGGUCUCUUCGUGGAUUUGGUAUUCGUGUGACUCGGUCAGCUGAAGGAUCAGAUUCUUGGGUUGAUGACCCGAUCACGCGGCAUGUUAUUGGCAUUUAUAUAGAUAAGGAAGUGGAAGGGGAGACUUACUUGCUAUGGCCUCUGAUCAUGCACAUAAAGGGACAAUUUUGCAUCCUUGUUCUGCCUUUGGUGGAGCCCAGACAUUUAGAUGCAUAUGAAAAAUUAUGUAAAAGAUCUGAUUGUGGGAAUGCUGUCGGAGUGGAUGGAAGUUUAUCUUCUCUCUUGCUCGAUCUUCCAUCAAUCACAGGGGCAUUCAUGGUAACACAUGCUAUUGGGGACAUAGUUUCUGGAGAUGUGGUGGAACCUGAAGUGAUUGUUAACUCUUCUCCUUCUGUGGGAGGUUUAUUGGAUUCUUUAACUGGUAGCAUAGGGAUUUCAGGAAUAUCCUCAAGGCCGAAGCCUGGACCAGCUCCAGUUGGAUCUUCCAAUACAUCAGGAACUGCUCUAGGAGGUGUGGCAGCAGAUGCUCCAAGAAGUGGUUCAAGGCUAUUGGAUAAGGAUGCACUGCGGACUUUCAUAAGUAGCUCAAUGCCAUUCGGCACCCCUCUGGACCUGAGUUAUACCAACAUUUUUGCUAUCAAGGUGAAUGGAUUUUCUUCAACAGAUCUGCCUCCUACUGACAUUAAACAACCUGCAUGGAAGCCAUACUUAUAUAAAGGGAAGCAGAGGAUACUCUUCACUAUCCUUGAAACUGUCAAUGCUGCCAUGUACGAUCGUGAUGAAAUCCCUGAUAGUAUUUCAGUUUCGGGUCAGAUAAACUGUCGAGCAGAAUUAGAAGGAGUGCCUGAUGUAUCAUUCCCUCUGAAUGAAUUGGCUGUGGGUCGCAUUGAGUCACUAUCAUUCCAUCCUUCUGCCCAAGUUCCAGAACACGGAGUCGACAAACACUCUGUGAUGUUUUCACCACCUUUGGGUAAUUUUGUUUUGAUGCGUUACCAGGCAACCUGUGGCCUGGGCCCCCCCGUAAAAGGUUUUUACCAGUUAUCAAUGGUCUCUGAAGACGAGGGUGCAUUUUUGUUUAGACUACGCUUGAUGGAAGGUUAUAAGUCUCCUCUGUCAAUGGAAUUUUGUACUGUGACAAUGCCCUUUCCUAGGAGAAGGAUUAUAUCUGUUGAUGGAACUCCAUCAGUAGGCACUAUUUUAAAUACAGAGCGCUCUGUUGAGUGGAAAAUCAUAGUAAGUGGACGGAGCCUUGUUGGGAGAAGCCUGGAGGCUACCUUCUCAGGAACAGUUAAAUUUGCUCCAUGGCAAACCCAGAGAUUGCCUUCUUCGAAGUCUUUCUUUGCUGGAAUCACUGAGGAAGAUAGUGAUAUCGAUGCAGAGAGCAACAGUAACAUGAUGAAUGUUGAGGAGUUUCUAAUGGAGAAAAUGAGCAAAGACCUCCCACCAGUUGACUUAGAGGAGCCAUUUUGUUGGGAGGCCUACAACUAUGCUAAAGUGUCGUUCAGAAUAACUGGGGCAUCAUUAUCUGGGAUGUCUGUUGAUCCUAAAGCAGUGAGCAUCUAUCCUGCUGUCAAAGCUCCUGUGGAACUUUCGAAUCAGGUGACUUCGGGGGAUUAUAUAUUGUGGAACACUCUGGGGAGAUGCCCGUCAGCUGCAGCCAUAUAAUAGAGGAUGAAGGGCGUGGCAACUUGAGAAAACAGACGAUUCUCCUGUUAAUACGGGGUGAUGCUCUCCACUCUUAUCCUCGGUCUGUACUAACCAAAGCCCAGUGCCGCCGUCUCAGAACCCUAACAAAACCUAGGGCAGUGGCAAGCAAGUUGUGGUCGGGAAGAUAUGGUCAAGAGGAGACCUCCAUUGAGAAUCUUUGUCCCCGAUGUCGACUUUGGUUUUGCAGGAAUUCAGGUUUGCGGUGUUUGAGCUUCCCUUUAUUGUUGUUAAUCGUUAUUGCUGCAUCAUUAAACCUUAAACUGCUCGCUGCAUUUUGAUUUGGAGGCAGUGAGUCAUUUUUUCCUUUCCUUUUGUUUGUUUGUUUUUUUUUUUUUUGGGGGGGGGGGGGGGAUAAGUACUGAGUCAUCUUGUUUUGUUCCAUUUUACGAUGCCCGGGAAUUUAGCGGAUGCGACAUUGUUUAGAGACUCCUCUGAUCGUAAUAAGUUCUUAGCCUGGUUUGUGCA